This is a messenger RNA of Micropterus dolomieu (smallmouth bass), 706 nucleotides long. Its product is annotated as zona pellucida sperm-binding protein 3 receptor-like. Bases 32 to 706 code for a protein of 224 amino acids. Gene Ontology annotation, biological process: negative regulation of complement activation, classical pathway. The record is from RefSeq and is a predicted model, not a curated record. The transcript has 6 exons. Lineage: Eukaryota; Metazoa; Chordata; Actinopteri; Centrarchiformes; Centrarchidae.
AGACUGUUCCAAACCCCUCGCAGGACCCAACAUGGAUUUGAAGGGCAGUGAUAGUCUUUCACAAACAUUCCCAGAUGGGACCCAAGUUUCUUUUUUCUGUGAUCCUGGUUACGUGUCUACAGGAGGGUCUGCAGUCAUCACUUGUAAUGCUGGCACUUGGAGUCCCGUGAGGCUGAAAUGCGAGAAGAAGAACUGUAAUUCUGCUGGAGUAGUGGAAAAUGGACAUAUUGAUUACCCUACAGGGACUGAGUUUGUGAUCACUUGUAACGAUGGUUACAGAUUAGUUGGAAACAGUAAAAUCCUUUGUGGUGUCCAAGGGUGGGACGGAAGUUUGCCUGUAUGUGAAGUGGUGACUUGUGAUCCACCACCUGUGGUUGAACAAGGCACUUUCAGUCCAAAGAAAGAGACUUAUAAAUUUAAAGAAGUUGUACAGUACAGUUGUCAAAACGGUUAUACACUUGAUGGAUCAAAGUCAUUAUCAUGUUCAGAGGAUGGGACAUUUGUGCCUGCUCCUCCUAAAUGUAUCAAGGUUCAAUGUGGUGAUCCUGUCAUUGGAAAUGCCAAAUGGGUUGAAGGUUCUCGACCCCCUUAUGGAUACAAGGCUACGGUGACCUACCAGUGCAUAUCUGGAUACGUUAUGACAGGACCGAGUACCCUGACAUGUGAAGUGAAUAGGCAUGGACAGGAGUACCACUCAGGGGAAUAG